Messenger RNA from Drosophila hydei, 1254 nucleotides. RefSeq lists its product as uncharacterized. The record is from RefSeq and is a predicted model, not a curated record. Gene Ontology annotation, cellular component: transcription regulator complex; nucleus. Gene Ontology annotation, biological process: regulation of transcription by RNA polymerase II. The transcript has 5 exons. NCBI's taxonomy places the organism in Eukaryota, Metazoa, Arthropoda, Insecta, Diptera, Drosophilidae. Bases 262 to 1227 code for a protein of 321 amino acids.
AGCUAUUUUUCAUAUGAUACUAAACAAGUUGGCAUCUCCGUCAGCCAAAGUAAAAUUAUUUGUGUAGCCAGAACUUUGUGUAUUUAAUUUUUUUAUUGAACACUGAAAGUUAUGGCUUUGGUGUCUUUAUUCUUUUUAUGUAUGCUUGUUAUCUGGGCAGAAGAAAUACAACAGGAACUCGCUUCCUGAUGUUAAAUCAUAGAUUAAGCCGUAAAUAUUCGAUGCUGUAAAGCUUGGAACGAGAAUUGCGACUAGGAACAAAUGGAGAACAACAAAGCUUCGUACAACAUAAAACAACCGGUUCCUGGUGAUAUUGAUAUUGGACUUGUCAAGAUAGAGCAAGAUGAGAUGUCAGAUAUUAAUAUUUUAGAGAAAAUGGAAUUGCAGUGGGAACAGAACCAACAAAAGGAACAUCAUCCAAAACCAUUUCAUAGAGGUCAAAGAAUGGUCAAUUGGCGCGAAGCAGAAGUCAAUUAUCUAAUUGAUUUGGUUAAAAGCAAUUCAUAUGUAUGGAAUAGUUCUGUGCCUGAUUUUAAAAAAAAGCAUAAGAAGGCAUUAUUUUGGGAACUUGCUGCGGACAAAAUAAAUAACGCCCUACAUCCGAGAACACAAUUUACAAGAAAUGAUUGUUUCAAGAAAUGGAACAAUCUACGUACUUAUUUCCAAGCAGAAGUGAAGUCCGUUAAGAUCAAAAAUAACGGUGGCACUUCGGAUGGCGAUGAUAAUAUCAGCGGCGGCUGGAAGUAUAGCUCGAAGAUGAGCUUUUUGAUUGGCACCCGCUUGCCUCAAAUAGCUGUAAAUACGUUUAACAAUAGCGAACAAUCGGUGUUUGAUACAACGACCAGCUUAUCUGAUUCAAAUGGCGAAUCGGAAAUGGAAGCUUCAACUCAGGAGCCUCAGGAAAAUGAUUGUAAUCAAUCGAAUGCCAAUCUGGAUGAACUGCAUCAAUCCCCACCAGGCUCUCCGCAAACAAAACGCAAAAGAAUCCCAGAGUUAACAGACGGUCCAGACAAUACUUUGCCGCAUAGCAUACCUAACAAUGUGAAUAGAUUAGCUACGAGUGCGAUAAGUCAGAUCAAUAAGGGCGAAGAAUCGCGUUCGUAUUACUAUAGCAAAUAUGUUGGCCAAUGCUUGGAUAAACUCGAUGCGGAUCUCAAUUUAGAGGCAAGAGAAAAGAUAAGCGAAAUAUUAUUCAAAUAUGAGAAAGUACAAUUGAAGCGAUCAUAGACUGAAAUUCAGGUUAUUUAAAUACUA